UGCAUACAGUUUCUUGUAUUAAUUGAGUCCGAACUCAUUAUAUGAGCCCUGGUAGAAAUUUCUUAAGUUUUAUGGAUCUGGAUGCUUUGUAUGAUGCUGCCAUUUCUGGCGAUGCUGAUGCCAUAUCUAAAUUGGCGAUGGAAGCUGAUAGGCUGAACCAGAGAGGAGAAACAAUCCUUCAUAUUGAAUCCAUAAAUGGAAAUACAGAACGUGUGCGAUUCAUUUUAAGGCAUUUUGCAAGCAAAAAUCUUUUGAGCUUUCUGGGGUCGCAAAAAGAGACUGUACUCGCGUGGCCUGCAUAUUUUGGAUACACUGAAGUAGUUGAGGCCCUCAUCGAUGCAGCUAGACAAUUGCCUUCUUCUUUGUCUAAUAAUAUUACUCAAAAUCAUGUAUCUUCUUUUCAUGCUUUUCUUAGGCAUGCUGAUAAUGAUUCGGAGACUGCCUUAUGUGUAGCAGCUAGGAGAGGUCAUACGAUAAUUGCCAAGUUAUUAGUAGAGGCCGACCCAGCUGAUAAACAUAUUCCAAACAAAGAUGGUAAAACUCCAAUAUACAUGGCUGCGGAAAAUGGGUACCACGAUAUAGUGAAGCUGAUCUGUACAACUUGCACAUCUCCGUUAAAUUUUGACGGGCCUGGUGGUAGUACUGCUUUGCAUGCUGCUAUUAACAAUCUCCACAAAGCCAAGGAAGAAGAUAAAGAUGUGAUUAGAGUGAUGAUAAAUGCCGCCAAACGUGCCAAUGUUCCAAAGGACGAUGCCGCAGUACAUGAAAGUUUUGCAAAGUUAUUUAACAAAAUUGACAAGCACCGACGCACCAUCUUAGAACUGGCUGUGGAAGGAAAUUACGUGGACGUGGUUGCACUCAUAUUAGAAGAAAAUCCAGCCUAUCGACACCGAGCUGGCAGUUUUAUUGGUCUCAUGCCUUUAAUUUAUGAAGCUAGCGACAAGGAAAGUACUGGGAUUGCGUCAAAUUGCUCACUGAAUCUUACCAAGCUGGCGCUGCAAAUAGUACUAAUCACGUUCAUAGAUACGUGGAUAGUUUGAUUUCGGCUAUUAGGAGCGGCAUAAGAGAAUCUGUAUUAGGCAUGGUGCUGGUGGUAUAUUGCGAUCACCGUCAUAUAAACUUUGCUGAUGAUCUGGGGUGGACAUUACUUCACCAUGCUGCAUAUCACCAAUUUGACUCAGUACUUGCUGUCUUAGUAUCUGCACAAAAAAGGUUUGGAUGCCGAUUUGUGUACCAAGAGAGAGUAUCGACACCAUUUCAUGUGGCAGCAGAGAAAGGAUAUACUUCCACCUUAAUACUUCUUAUGGAGUUGUGGCCACCUUCGUCUUCAGCAAUUCCUGCUGUUAAUAGUAAGGGUGAAAAUAUACUGCACAUUGCAGCAUUGCGAAGUGACAAGGAGAUGAUUCGAAUGAUUUUAAACUAUUGUCCACCCAAGUAUAUCAAUGUGAUUGUGAAUAAGCAGGAUGAUAGUGGCAAUACACCUCUUCAUCUGCUCAUCGGGCGUGGCUGUUUCGUUCCUGAAUUCUUAAAAUACAAGGAACUUGAUGUAAUGGUCCGAAACAAAAACAAUUUGACUCCUUUGGACCAUUUUUAUAUUGAAGAAGAAAUCAUUGCUGAUCAGGCACAAAUAAAAAUUAUGUUGGACGAGAUUGUGACUGAUCAACACUGGAAGUUUUGGCGUAUAAGAAACAAGAGGAAAUCAUAUUCCCGGAAAAGUGGAUUGUUCCCAAGCAUACGAGAGGCAAAAGAUGUGAAAUUUGAGACUGUUAAGAAAUCCAUUAUGGACGAAAAGCAUCGCAGGAGGAAAAAGGAGCUGGAAAGGUAUAAAGAGAGGACCAACACGCAAAUCAUAGUUACCGCACUUAUAACCACGGUAACCUUUACCGUAGGAUUUACAAUGCCGGGCGGUCUCCGUCAAAGCGGAGAAAUUGACGAAGGACUAGUGGUUCUCCGCAAAAAGACCGUUUUUAAUGCAUUCAUGAUAUCGGAUGCAUUAGCUUUCCUACUGUCAACAUGUUCUUUGUUUCUCUAUUUUCUUCAAUCUAUGUACGAAGAUGCUCGCGAAGUUUCGAAACUUAAUGCUGCAUCAGUUGGGCUCAAUAUUGUUUCCAUUGUGGCAAUGAUGUUGACUUUCAUCACGGGAACGUAUGUGGUGUUGUCCCACUCACUAGCCCUUGCCAUUACUGUUUGCCUCAUCGGUUCCUUCUUUUUUCUGUUCGUCAUUGUUCUACUGAUCAAGAUGGUAUAUGACCGUCAAGUGAAAAGGAAUGAAGACUGAGUAUGAAGUUAAAUUAAGAAUAAAUAAUUGCUUCAGAAUAUUUUAUCUGUAUAUAAGGUUCCAAGGCCAGUCUUGUUCUCGCUACGUUCAUAUAAAAAACAAGAUGAGUGUAAAGUGGAUGUGUUUUUAAUAGUUUUGGUCA
This is a messenger RNA of Daucus carota subsp. sativus, 2420 nucleotides long. Its product is annotated as protein ACCELERATED CELL DEATH 6. The record is from RefSeq and is a predicted model, not a curated record. Lineage: Eukaryota; Viridiplantae; Streptophyta; Magnoliopsida; Apiales; Apiaceae. Gene Ontology annotation, cellular component: plasma membrane. The transcript is spliced from 4 exons. Gene Ontology annotation, molecular function: protein binding. Bases 1082 to 2278 code for a protein of 398 amino acids.